Molecule: messenger RNA, 3444 nt
Organism: Henningerozyma blattae CBS 6284
Lineage: Eukaryota; Fungi; Ascomycota; Saccharomycetes; Saccharomycetales; Saccharomycetaceae
Gene: PSE1
Product: importin PSE1
Exons: 1
Coding region: 1-3444 (1147 amino acids)
Biological process (GO): protein import into nucleus
Cellular component (GO): cytoplasm; nucleus
Molecular function (GO): nuclear import signal receptor activity
Source: RefSeq, a predicted model, not a curated record
AUGUCUGCUUUACCGGAUGAAACAAAUUCCACUCUUUCAAACAUCCUAUUGGGAUUUGCUUCUCCAGAUAAUAAUAUUCGUUCAGACGCUGAAAAUCAAUUGAACAAUAACUGGAUUACAAAGGAAAACAUCCACAUCCUAUUGAUCUUCCUCUCGGAACAAGCAGCCUACUCCACAGACGAAACAUUAUCUGCUCUUUCUGCAGUCCUAUUCAGAAAACUAGCUCUAAGAGCCCCUCCAGAUUCCAAAACAAUCUUAAUCUCUAAAAAUAUCACAGAAUUGCCUCAAGAUAUCUUGGCACAGAUCAGAUCCACUCUUUUGAAAGGUUUCAUCGAUUACAACAAACCAAAUAAUCUAAGACACAAAUUAUCAGACGCAAUCGCAGAAUGUUCUCAGCCAGAUUUACCAAAUUGGCCCGAAUUGUUACAAACUCUUUUACAAGCUCUUAAAGAUGAAAAUCCAAACUUCAGAGAAUCCUCUUUUAGAAUCUUUUCCAUUGUCCCCACUUUAUUAAUAAACGAUUUAGAUAUCACUCAUAUCCUGUCCAUUUUCGAAUCAGGAUUCACAGAUAAUAUAGAUAACGUCAAGAUUAAUUCAGUAAUUGCAUUUGUAGGGUAUUUCAAGAGUUUAUCCAAAUCAAAUUGGAAUCAAAUUACUCCACUUUUACCUUCAUUAUUAAAUUCAUUGCCAAAUUUUUUAAAUGAUUCCAAAGAUGAAGCUUUAACUUCAGUAUUUGAAUCUUUAAUUGAAUUGGUAGAAUUAGCUCCUAAAUUGUUUAAGGAUUUAUUCGAUAAUAUGAUCCAAUUCUUAAAUAUCGUCAUUAAAAAUGUUAAUUUGGAUUUAGAGACUCAAACAAGAACCACAGCUUUGGAAUUAUUAACAAGUUUUGCGGAAAACGCCCCACAGAUGUGUAAAUCAAAUUCUAAUUUCUGUGAUUCCAUUAUAAUGAAUACUCUUUUAUUGAUGACAGAAAUCUCCAUCGAUGAUGAAAAUUCCCAAGAAUGGUCAAAUUCAGAUGAUACUGAUGAUUUGGAUGAUGAAGAAAUCACUUAUGAUCAUGCAAGACAAGCUCUUGAUAGAGUCUCUUUGAAAUUAGGUGGUAAAUAUUUAGCUCCAACACUUUUCCAAUAUUUACAACAAAUGAUUGUUUCUUCAGAAUGGAGACAAAGAUUUGCAGCUUUGAUGGCUUUAUCUUCUGCUGCUGAAGGUUGUAGAGACGUUUUAAUUGGUGAAAUUAAUAAAAUCCUGGAUAUGGUCUUGCCAUUAAUUAACGAUCCUCAUCCAAGAGUUCAAUACGCUUGUUGUAAUGUCUUGGGUCAAAUCUCUACAGAUUUUGCUCCAUUGAUUCAAUUGACUUCUCAUAAUAAAAUUCUACCAGCUUUAAUAUCAAAAUUAACUCCAAAUUCAAUUGAUAGAGUACAAACUCAUGCAGCUGCUGCAUUGGUCAAUUUUUCGGAACAUUCAAAUAAAGAUAUCUUAGAGCCUUACUUGGAUGAAUUAUUAACCAAUUUAUUAACUUUAUUACAAAGAGAUAAAUUAUAUGUUCAAGAACAAGCUUUAACUACAAUUGCAUUCAUCGCUGAAGCAGCUGAAAAAAAAUUCAUUAAAUAUUAUGAUACUUUAAUGCCAAUCUUAUUAAAAGUCUUGAAUAAUAAUUCUAUUCAAUCUAAUACAAAUAUUAAUGAUCCCAACUCUACAAUGGUGGAUGAAAGUAGAGUAUUAAAGGGGAAAUGUAUAGAAUGUUCCACUUUAAUCGCAUUAGCUGUCGGUAAAGAAAAAUUUAGUGAAUAUUCAAAUGAUUUAAUUCAACUAUUAAUUAAUUAUCAAAAUCAAGGUAUUCAAGAUGAUGAUUCAUUAAAACCAUAUUUAGAGCAUGGUUGGUCAAGAAUUUGUAGAUUAUUAGGUACAGAUUUCAUUCAAUUAUUACCAAUCGUUUUACCUUCUUUAAUUGAAACUGCUAAAGCCAGUCAAGAUGUUAGUUUGAUUGAAGAAGAAGAAGCUUCUAACUAUCAACAAUACUCAGAAUGGGAUGUGGUCCAAAUUCAAGGUAAGCAUAUAGCUAUUCAUACGUCCAUUUUAGAUGAUAAAGUUACAGCAAUGGAUUUAUUGCAAGUUUAUGCAAGUGUAUUAGGCUCGAACUUCGGUCCUUAUGUUAAAGAUAUAUUAAUGGAUAUUGCUUUACCUUCCAUAGAUUUUUAUUUACAUGAUGGAGUUCGUGCUACUGGUGCAAGUUUUAUUCCAAUCUUAUUAACAUGUUUAAUUCCUACUUCUUCUCCAUCAUCUCUUGGUAAUGGUAAUACUAAUACCAAUAUCAAUGCCGCUAAUAAUGCCACUAAUAAUAAUACCACUAAUAAUAAUAAUACAAACACUCCAUCCAUUUCAGAAGAAGUAUUACAAUUAUGGACAUUAUCAAUUACAAAAUUGAUUAAUGGUAUCAUGGUUGAGCCAAUGCCCGAAAUUACUCAAAUUUAUCAUUCUUCUUUAAUGUUAUGUUUCCAAUUAUUAAAUUAUUUACAACCUUCUUCAGAAAUAAUGGCACUUUUCACUAAAGGUAUAAUUUCUAAUUUAACAGAUAUCUUUAGACGUAUUGAUGAUAGAAAAAAUUUAGAUGAUGAAUAUAAUGAAGAUGUAGAUGAGGAUUAUGAUGAAUAUGCUGAUGAAAACUUGUUAGAUUCAAUCAAUAAAUCUAUUAAUAUGAUGUUCAAAAUCUCAAGCAUAAACUAUUUGAAAGAUUUCCAAGAUUUAUGGCCUUUAAUUUCAACUUUCUUACAGUCUAAUAAUAGUAUUUUGAUUAUUUUUGCAUUUACUGCCAUUGCUGAUAUGAUUCAAUACUGUGGUGAUUCUUCUGCUCCAUUUAAAGAUGCUUUCAUUCCAAAAUUAUCAAGCUGUCUGGUCUCGCCUGAUCCAACUUUACGUCAAGCAUCUUCAUAUGUACUUGGUAUUUGUGCUCAAUACGCACCAAAUUCAUUUAUGGAAUUAUGUUUGACUUCAUUAGAUACUUUAUCUCAAUUAACAACUAUUCCAGACGCUAAAAAUGAAGAUAAUGAAACUGCCACUGAUAAUGCAAGUGCAGCUAUGGCUAAAAUAUUGACAGCUUAUCAAUCAUCAAAUAAUUUACAAUCUAAUUUCUCAAAUUAUGUGGAUAUGUGGUUCAAAACUUUACCAACUUUGGGUGACGAAGAAACUGCUGCAUUCAAUUACAAAUUUUUAAACCAUUUGAUUGAAAAUAAUGGCUUUGGUAACUUAGAUUCAAAUAAAAUCUCGACUAUUGUGAAAGUUGUCAUUGAAGCUUUACAUGCUAAAAUGAUUACCGGGAAAAAUGCUCAAGCCAUUGUAGAUUCAGUCAAAAAGAUUUUAGGUACUUUACCAAGAGAAGAAGCAAUGCAAAUGCUGCAAGUAUUCCCACCAGAAAUCAUGCAAACUAUGGAACUAUGGUUUGCUUAG